AUGACUGUCCUAUCUCCACCAGCCUCCCCAUCCACGCCUUCGAGAAAGCGGUACUCGCUACGCUUGUCCAACGUCGAGCUCGCGUCCCAGGAAGCCAUCUCGACCAGUCCGUACACCAGCGGAACCACAAAUGGCACGGCCUACUCCAGACGAUCAUCCCGGACUUCGCAGACCUCGUUUCAGCCGCGUUCUCCCGUAACACCGCGCCUCAUGUCGUCCAAGUCCUCCAGACCACCCUCUUUCUCCCAACCGCGUCGGUCGAGUAGGACGAGCCUCCACAGCAACCUGAGCAUCGAACAACUGCGGGACAACGGGCUUGGAAGUCUGGCGGACGAGCUAGGUCAGGCUUGGGACGACGAGGGAGAAGGACAGUCUAGUUUCCUUGAAGGCUUAAGAGAAGGCGACGUGGAGCAAGAUCCAGACUCGUCCGUGAUGCAAGAUCUUCAGAGUCCAUACGCGAUGAAUGACAUGCACGAUUUUGGGUUUGGCAUGGUGGUGCAAAGUCCGCCAUCUGCUUAUGAGCGACAACCUCCGACGUUGCAAGUGCCGCAAGACCCGAACGAUGGGUUACCGACGCACAGGCAAUCAGCACAUAAACGCCAUGAAUCGGCUUACGAUGGAUCAGAUUACGGUCCAGACUCAGAGGUCGAAGACCAAGAGGACACCCUCCCGCCCAUACUCAGGAAACGGAUCCGGGACAUCGAGACCUUGACACGGUUGAGCGCCAAUCCAGAAGACGCGCUCAGUGAGGAAGGGGGAACUGUCAAAAGAACAAUACAGAGCUUGAAGGAUUUAGGGCCACAGGGCAAUAUUGAAUAUGGUGUCACACGGCUGAUCACGGCAUAUACCUCGAUGGCGUCGCACCGCACCCAUAAAACCCGCGACUUGUUUGCUCAAACCCACUCCUUAAUGUAUGGCGGCAUGCUCCAUCUCCCCGAAGAGAUGAUCGACUUGCUCCUGGACGAGAUCGGCGAACUGAACUCGACGAUUCCCUUCCUCAGGCCGCAAAACCCGUUAUUGUCUCUGCAGAUUCUGGCCUCGCAAACCGAAGAGCUGGGCCAGACUCUUCGUGCGUUGACCGACUUGCUUCAAGAGUCUCGGCUGGCCGCCAACGCCGCUACCCGCAAACUCAAGUCUGUUCGUGACAUGGUCGAGGACGUGCGUCUGGAGGAAGAAUUGGUGGAGAACAGUAUUCUGCUGAUCCAAGCGGGAGACUGGGAUCGGAGGUGCAGAACACGACAGGCCGCCAAAACGUGUCGAGACAUCUGUGCAGGGUUCGCGGAGAGAUGGGGAGUCGAGGUCGACACCGCAUCGACGUCGUCGACCGAACCCCCUCCAAGGCAGAAGCCGCCUGUCGAAGUCUCCGUGUCAAGUUGA
Capronia coronata CBS 617.96 is the source of this 1377-nucleotide messenger RNA. RefSeq lists its product as uncharacterized. The coding region runs from base 1 to 1377 and encodes 458 amino acids. The record is from RefSeq and is a predicted model, not a curated record. Lineage: Eukaryota; Fungi; Ascomycota; Eurotiomycetes; Chaetothyriales; Herpotrichiellaceae. The transcript has a single exon.